Molecule: messenger RNA, 957 nt
Organism: Solanum verrucosum
Lineage: Eukaryota; Viridiplantae; Streptophyta; Magnoliopsida; Solanales; Solanaceae
Exons: 2
Coding region: 1-957 (318 amino acids)
Source: RefSeq, a predicted model, not a curated record
AUGAUAGCCCUAGUUAACAGGGAUGUGGGUCCUAGAGUGAAUGCUAAUGAGAGUACUAUGGAUUCCAGGUUGAGGGAUUUUGUGAGGAUGAAUCCUCCGGUAUUUCUUGGUUCCAAUGUGGGAGAAGAUCCCCAAGAGUUUUUGGAUGAGGUGUAUAAGAUAGUCAAUUCUAUGGGGGUGACUUCUACAGAAAAAGUGGAACUAGAUCCUUUCCAAUUAAAGGAUGUUGCUCAAGUUGGGUUCACUCAAUGUAAAAGCAGUAGGCCGGUAGGAGCGGGUCCUAUAGAAUGGGAGGAGUUUAAGAAUGCUUUCCUCGGUAGGUACUUUCCCCGUGAGAAGAGGGAGGUUAAGGUAGAGGAAUUUAUCAACCUUAGGCAAGGUAGCAUGAGUGUGGAGGAGUAUUCCUUGAAAUUUACCCUAUUGUCUAAGUAUGUUCCAUAUUUGGUGUCCAACCAUAGGGAUGAGACGAGUAGGUUUGUGAUCGGUGUAUCCGACCUAGUUAAGGUAGAGUGUCGUACGUCAAUACUUCAUGAUGAAAUGAACAUUUCUAGACUCAUUGUGUACACUCAAUCUAUUGAGGAGUCCAAACUUGAGAAAAAGAGUAGGGUGAUGAAGAGGUCUAGGUCCAAUGAACAAAGUCAACCAAGGUCCAAAAAGAGAUAUGCCAAGUGUGGGAAGCAACAUUUGGGUAAGUGCCUUGCCGAAACGGAUGGUUGCUUUGGGUGUGGAAAGAAGGGUCAUAAGAUGAUAUAUUUCCCAACACUCAUGGCAAAAGGAAGGGAUGAUAAGCAAGCUUCUCUUGAUGGUCUGGAUCCUAAUGGUCCAAAGAAAAAUCGUUUUCAUGUGCUUCAAGCUAACAAGGACAAAAGAGCUCAUCCGGAUGAAGGCACGGAUAUGUUAUUGGUUUCUUACGGUUGUGAAUGUCUUGUUAAGCUUCAUAUGUUGUUUUCAUGCUAG